Molecule: messenger RNA, 627 nt
Organism: Erinaceus europaeus (western European hedgehog)
Lineage: Eukaryota; Metazoa; Chordata; Mammalia; Eulipotyphla; Erinaceidae
Gene: MGP
Product: matrix Gla protein
Exons: 4
Coding region: 80-391 (103 amino acids)
Biological process (GO): regulation of bone mineralization
Cellular component (GO): extracellular region
Molecular function (GO): calcium ion binding
Source: RefSeq, a predicted model, not a curated record
CUCCACAGUUUCUCACUUACACCCUGUAGGAGCCUCUCUUCCUACUGCUGAGACCUACCCACGAGACUGAGGCACAACCAUGAAGAGCCUGCUCCUUCUCUCCAUCCUGGCUGCCUUGGCCAUGGCAGCUUUGUGUUAUGAGUCUCAUGAAAGCAUGGAGUCCUAUGAAAUUAGUCCCUUCAUUAACAGAAGAAAUGCUAACACCUUUAUAUCCCCUCAGCAGAGAUGGAGAGCCAAAACCCAAGAGAGGAUCCGAGAACGCAACAAGCCCACUUAUGAGAUCAACCGGGAGGCCUGUGAUGACUUCAAACUUUGUGAACGCUAUGCCAUGGUUUAUGGGUACAAUGCUGCCUACAAUCGCUACUUCCGGAAGCGCCGAGGGGCCAAAUGAAGAUUGAGAAAAGCCUCUUUUCUUUCCAGAGCCUGGAGCCUGGUUUUGUAUUCCCUUGCAGUAGCAUUACUGAACCACAUAGACAUGUACGGAUUGCUUGUUGCUUAAAAGUUCUCCUCUGGCUGCAUCCUCAGAUUAGGACCCCAGAUUUAGUCAGGAGUCCCAUGUAAGCAAACGUCAAAGGAGAGCAAAGAUGUGUGAUGAUUACAUAAUAAACUUCCAAUUGAAUACUUUAA